Messenger RNA from Rubroshorea leprosula, 2587 nucleotides. The record is from the annotation of a GenBank genome assembly. NCBI's taxonomy places the organism in Eukaryota, Viridiplantae, Streptophyta, Magnoliopsida, Malvales, Dipterocarpaceae.
CAGAGCCUCCUCUGAUCCUUGAGAGGCUGUGAGGGAGUGAAAAUUGAGAGUGAGUGACACCCAAAUAGAACCCAAACACCUUGAACCCCAAAAAUGGAAUCUGGUUCUAGUUUCACAGCAAAAACACCCGUUUUCAAUGGUCAUAACUACCCAGUUUGGUCAGUCAAAAUGAAGGCUUAUCUAAGGGCCUUCAACCUUUGGGAAGUGGUGGAAACCGACCAGCAACCACCACCUUUAAGGCAGAAUCCCACCUUGGCUCAGAUAAAGCAGCAUACUGAAGAAGUUACGAAAAGGUAUAAAGCCUUGACUUGUAUUCAUUCUGCAGUAACUGAUGAGAUUUUCGACAGAAUUAUGCGCUGUGAAACAGCCAAAGAAGCUUGGGACUUGUUGAAGGUAGAGUUUCAGGGUGGCAGCAAGGGAAUUCAGAUGCAAGUUUUGAAUCUGAAAAGGGAAUUUGCUGUUUUGAGGAUGAAUGAGUCUGAAACUGUCAAAGAGUUUUCAGAUAGAAUAAUGAAGAUUGUGAAUCGAAUCAGAUUGCUGGGUGAUGAAGAACUCUCUGAUAAGAGGGUUGUUGAGAAGGUGUUGGUCAGUUUGCCAGAAAAAUUUGAGCACAAGAUCUCCUCUUUGGAAGACUCCAAGGAUCUUUCCAAAAUUCCCUUAACUGAACUUAUCAACUCUUUACAAGCUGUUGAACAGAGAAAAGCCUUAAGGUCCCAAAGCAAUGUGGAAGGUGCUCUCUUGGCUACCGAAAAGGGUAAAAGCGAACAAAAGGAAGGAGUAAAGAAGCAAUUUUUUGACAAGAAAUGGAAAGAAAAGAAGGAGUUUCAAAGAGAUUUCAAGGGCAGUAGAUACAAGGGCCUGGUGUUGAGUGCAGGUCUUGUAAGCAAUUCGGUCAUGUUAAAAAGUGGAUGUACUCACCAUAUGACUCCAAAUGAGAGCUGCUUCAAAAGCCUUGACAAGAGUUUUACCUCUAAAGUCAGAUUGGGUAAUGGAGAGCUAGUAGAGGUCAAAGGAAGGGGAGUAGCAACUGUUGAUACACCAACAGGUAUCAAGCUUAUUUAUGAUGUUCUAUUUGUUCCUGAGAUUAGCUACAGCCUUAUUAGUGUUGCUCAGCUUGUUGAAAGCAAAUACUCUUUGCACUUUCAUGACAAGCUAUGUGAUGUAUUUGAUGAAUUUGGAAAUUUGUUGUUAUCUAUUAAAAUGCUUGAUAGGAGUUUUCCUAUUGAAUGGAAAGAAACUCAGAUAAAGGCUUGCGUGAGUACUGUUGAUAAUUCUUGUGUCUGGCAUAAGAGGUUUGGUCACUCUAGUUAUCAAUCUUUGCUAUUGAUGCAAAAAAAGAGCAUGGUUUCUGGUAUGCCUCUUGUUCAUGUUGAUGAACAUGUUUGUAAAGUGUGUCAGCUUGGUAAGCAAUCGCAAUUGCCUUUUCCAUCUGGUCAAGCUUAUAAAGCUUCUAUGAAGUUGCAGCUAGUUCACACUGACAUUUGUGGUCCUAUGAAGACUGCUUCUUUAAGUGGAAAUAGAUAUUUCCUGAUUUUUAUUGAUGACUUCAGCAGAUUUUGUUGGGUGUAUUUUCUAAAACAUAAAUCUGAGGUAUUUGAUAUUUUCAUCAAGUUCAAAGCCUCGGUUGAAAAUGAGUGUGGUUUGAAUAUCAAAACACUUAGAUCUGAUAAUGCAGCUCAGUAUACUUCUCAUAGAUUCCAACAGUUUUUGCAGCAACAUGGAAUUCAUCAUCAGCUCACAAUUCCUUACACACCUCAACAAAAUGGUGUGAGUGAAAGGAAAAACAGAUCUAUUUUGAAUAUGGCCAGCAUUCUUCCUUUCGUUGAUACAGAUUCAUUAUCAUCUCUUCCUCCUAAAACUGGAGUUGAUAUAGAAUAUGAAGAUGAUUGGAAUGUUCAUAAGCUGAUAACAUCUGAAAACUCCUUCCAGGCAAAUCUUGACAAACCUCCUGAAGCAGCUGGCUGCAAGGGGCCUAACAGUGGAUUCUACAAAACCACAGCAGGGGAGAAAAUUGCCUUAAGAGCAAAACGGUCAAGGUUUGGUUCACAUGGUGCUAUCUCCGAUAUUCUGACCAGCCUUUCUUUACGCACUCUGAUGUUACAGGCUAGAGUGCUGGAUGUUGGACAUAGCGGGAAGAGGUAUGGUGCGGUCCAGUGCACCAAAGAUAUUAGCAGAGCUAACUGCAGCAAGUGCUUUGAUGCUCAGCUGAUGACUUUUAGAACCAUUGUUGGAAAUAGUAGAGGAUGGGAGAUUUAUGGGUAUAGUUGUAGCAUGUGGUACCAUGACUAUCAGUUCUAUUUCAACAUCUCUACCACUUCUAAUGAUGGUGCUCGAAGAUCUUCUUCAAAUGGAGUUGCAAUUGAUAUAAUCAUGGUUGUCUUGGUGUUUAUAUUGGUGCUAUAGGCCUGUAGCCAUUAAUGUUGCUCAGCUAUGUGAGGUUGAACGUGAAAGCUGAGAUCAGCUAUGAGCAAUUUUUAGCUGAAACUAUACUUGAUCUCUUAAGUCUUAAUUACUAAUUUUUUUUCAUGGUUCAAAAAGGAGACAAAAUUGAGAGGAAAGAGGCAGAAUAUAAAGUGAAAAUGGAGAG